AUGUUCUACUCUGGAGGUCUUCAGGCCGGAAUCUCCCUUGCUGUCACGGAGUCGAAAGCUGUGGUCUGCUUCGUUCGAGAUGACGAAGAGGCUAGUAGUGUAUGGGAGGAUGAAUACUUCAAGGAUGACGAGCAAUUUGCACGAUUACUCGAGACCAGAUCCGUUUUGCUACGACUCACGAAGGGCAGCGAUGAAGCCGGAUUCUUGACGUCGUUUUGUCCAAUUGUGCGGUUUCCCGCAGUUGUUGUGAUCAAGAAUGGCAUGUUGCGGGAAUACCUUGUGCCUGAAAUAUCCAAGGACGACUUUCGCAGUCGGCUAAGGGCUGCUCUUGAUGAUACUCAAUCUACGACGCAGAAUGUUCCUCAAAAUACUUUGAGUCCCUCUGCAGCGUUGUCCUCUUCGCCUGCGCCUGCGCCUGGUCCUGGUCCUGCUUCUGCUCUUGCACCAACAGCGACAGCUGAACCGGCGCCCACAACCACAUCUGCGCUCUCAGACCCAGAGAAGGGUCGGCCAGAAGCUUCCGGAACAGGACAACCGAAGAAUCACCAGCAAGAGCAUGAUCCAAUCCCUGAACAAACCAAAGAGGCGCCUACGAAGACAGCUGGCUCUGAUCGUGCGCCACAAUAUACGCGGAAAAACCAACAGUCGAAGAGAGAGCAACAAGUUCGGCAAUACGUCGCUAAUAUCCAGAAGCAAAGUACUGUGGAACCUAGAAAGGACACAUUAUCGCCUUCCGCCGCCGAUCCUGGAUCGCGUGCUGGUCCUUCAAGAGAAGCGCCGACACCGCGCCAACCAUCACCUCCCAAGCAGUAUCGUUUACAAGUCCGCUUGUUCGACGGAAGCUCAGUGCGAAAUAGCUUUGCGCCAACACAGACUAUACGCGGGGAUGUACGCCCGUGGCUUGACGGUCUACUGCAGGAUGAGAAACGCCCAUAUAAUCUUAAGCAUAUCUUGACACCCUUGCCCAGCCGAACGCUCACUAUCGCCGACGAAGAACGUACCCUUGAAGAUCUUGGACUUGGAUCCACAGCGAACCUUGUGAUGAUCCCCAUCAACUCGUAUACAGAGGCAUAUAACUCGUCAGGGUCUAGCUUGCCCGUGCGCGCUGCAUAUUCCGCGUAUGGCUUGCUCUCCUCGGCAGUUGGUACUGCGACGGGCCUAGUGGGAUCUUUCAUCGGCUACAACCCGACUUCUUCAGACUCUUCCGGGUCUGCUCCAACCGCCAGUUCGUCUUCUGGAAACGGAGCGCGGAGUCCACAGCCUGCUGCGUCCAGUGGCCCUAGGAUUCGGACAUUGAGAGAUCAACGCGAAGAGCAGAAUGACAGUCAACUGUACAAUGGGAAUCAGCUGAAUUUUGAGCCUCGGAGAGAUACAGAGGGCAAUAAAUUGGAAUGA
Aspergillus pseudoviridinutans is the source of this 1395-nucleotide messenger RNA. Its product is annotated as UBX domain protein. The record is from RefSeq and is a predicted model, not a curated record. The transcript is spliced from 5 exons. The coding region runs from base 1 to 1395 and encodes 464 amino acids. Gene Ontology annotation, molecular function: protein binding. Lineage: Eukaryota; Fungi; Ascomycota; Eurotiomycetes; Eurotiales; Aspergillaceae.